AAUCAGUUUCAUUCUGCACUCUUUUGGAAUUUGUGCAGUUAUUUUGGAGUCGUUAAUCUUACAAAUUGAUAGUCUCUCAGCAUUGGCAAGGACAAUGGAUUUCAGAAUCCGUACGACUUCCUUUUCUUAAAACAGGGAUUAAAUGCUGCAGUCUGAGAUCUUAGGUCAGGAAGAAAACUUUUCCCUUGUCAACAUUUGCUUUUGUCUGGACAAACUAGAAGGAAGUGACAGAACAGCAAGAAGUCUUUCUUCACCGUUGCCUUUGUUGCAGCUGGAAAACCUCCCCUGGAACAGGAUCGUACUUGAUGUUGAUUGAAAAAAAUGGGUAAAUUCCUGUCAAAGAUCUUUGGAAACAAAGAAAUGCGGAUUUUGAUGCUAGGCCUGGAUGCAGCCGGGAAGACCACUGUCCUGUACAAACUCAAACUGGGACAGCCCACCACCACCAUCCCCACUGUAGGUUUUAACGUGGAGACAGUGACGUACCGGAAUGUGAAGUUCAACAUCUGGGAUGUGGGUGGCCAGGACAAGAUCCGACCCCUUUGGAGGCACUAUUACACAGGCACCCAGGGGCUGAUCUUCGUGGUGGAUUGUGCUGACCGGGACCGCAUUGACGAAGCCAGGCAAGAGCUCUACCGCAUCAUCAAUGACAGAGAAAUGCGCGACGCCAUCAUUCUGGUAUUUGCGAAUAAGCAAGACCUGCCCGAGGCCAUGAAACCUCACGAGAUCCAAGAAAAGCUGGGACUGACCAGGAUAAGAGACCGCAACUGGUAUGUCCAGCCUUCCUCAGCAACCACUGGUGAUGGACUUUAUGAAGGGCUGACCUGGCUCACUUCGAACUAUAAGACUUCUUGAGAAGAAAGUUCAAACUUCACAGACUCGCCCAAACUCAUUGCUUUCGGCUUGGCGGAGUGGACAUGGAACCAAUUCAAAUGAAGAGGAGCUGCUUUUAAUGAUGUAGCCAGGAUGUGAUAAAUUGCUUCUGCCUUGUGCCAUUGAGUUUAUUAGCAGGAACUGCAAAGUUAGCCAACAGUCCAGUGAAAGCUGCCUUUAUUACAUUCUCAGUAUAAGCUAUAGGAAGAAAAUCUUUUACUAAUUCAUUUCAGGAAAGUUGAUGGUUAUAAAGUUCAUCAGAAGAUUGGUAAAAAGCCAAUCACUUACACUAAAUGAUUGUUUUAUCUUUGUGUUCCAACACUUAAAUACCACGUAGCGUUUAGAAUUUAGUUCAGAAAUUAUGUUAAAUUACAAUUCCAGAGUUUUUUUUUCAAGUUUUGACAACAGAGAUUUGAUGUUUUUAUCUGAUAAUAUAGCAGUUGGAAUAUAUGUUCUUAUUAUUUGGAGAAGUGAGAAUUGACUGAGAUUAACACUUCUGUUGUUAUGCAAUAAUGUAUUGGAAGCAGAACAUUGUGGUAGUACUACUGUUUUGCUGUACUUCUGUAACAUCAAGUUGAAAAUUAACAAUAUAUGACAAAAGUUAUAUUUAUUUUAAUAAUUUUCUUGCAAAUACGCUC
Messenger RNA from Mobula hypostoma (lesser devil ray), 1508 nucleotides. RefSeq names its product ADP-ribosylation factor 6-like. NCBI's taxonomy places the organism in Eukaryota, Metazoa, Chordata, Chondrichthyes, Myliobatiformes, Myliobatidae. Gene Ontology annotation, cellular component: cytoplasm. Gene Ontology annotation, biological process: vesicle-mediated transport; intracellular protein transport. The coding region runs from base 322 to 852 and encodes 176 amino acids. The transcript has 2 exons. The record is from RefSeq and is a predicted model, not a curated record. Gene Ontology annotation, molecular function: GTP binding; GTPase activity.